AUGGCCCAUUCUCCACCGUUGAUCAACCCCCGCUCCGGCUACUCUCCGGCCACCAAAACCUUUCACAGCCUUCGUCCCACCGUCCCCCUCCCACCCGUUUCCCUUCCCCUCUCCUUCACAUCCUACCUCGUUUCCCUCCUCCCUGAUCGUUUCCCUUCCCAUCCCGCCUUCAUAAACGCUUCUACCGGCCUUUCCCUCUCGUAUCCCGAUCUCGUUUCCCAGAUCCACUCUCUUGCUUCCUCUCUACACUCCCAUCUCGGCAUCUCCAAAGGCCACGUGGCAUUCAUCCUCUCCACAUCUUGCCUCGAGAUCCCCAUCCUCUACCUCUCUCUCCUCUCUCUCGGCGCUAUUGUCACUCCGGCCAACCCCGCCACCACGCCAUCGGAGCUCUCCCGCCUGAUCGACCUCGCCGGCCCCACCCACUUCUUCGCCACGUCAUCAUCCUCCUCCAUGCUCCCCCACCACGUCACCCCCGUCCUCAUCGACUCCCCCCUCUUCCGAUCCUUCCUCGAAUCCGGCUCCGGGUCCCAAUUAUCCGAUCCGAUCGAGAUCCGGCAAUCAGAUCCGGCGGCGAUACUCUUCUCAUCGGGAACCACCGGGAGAUUAAAAGCCGCAGCGAUUCCGCAUCGUGAAUUCAUCGCCAAUACGGCGGAGUUCCAUGCCCUCCGUUCAUCGGAGACGGAGACGAUGCUCCUAACGGCGCCUAUGUUUCACUCGAUGGGGUUCUUGAUGGCGUUGAAAGGGGUGGCGCUUGUGGAGACGACGGUGUUGAUGGGGAGUGCGCCGGUGGAGAAGAUGUUAGAGAUAGCGGCGAAGUAUAAGGUGACCAGGAUAUCAGCGGCGCCGACCAUCGUUGUAGCCCUAACGCAGUCGGAGGAUACGGUGAAGUUCGACCUAUCGGCGCUCCGGCAGGUUUGCUGCGGCGGAGCGCCGCUCGUCUGUGACGCCGCAGAGAGAUUUCAGGCGCUCUUCCCUUCCGUCGAGAUAGCUCAGGGUUAUGGUGCCACAGAAGCUGGACUAGUAUCUAGGAUGAUUGGGCCGGAGGAAUGCAAACAUUGGAGAUCAGUUGGUCGUCUAAAUGCGAACAUGGAGGCUAAGAUAGUGGACCAUGUUACUGGUCACCCCUUGUCACUCGGCCAACAUGGCGAGUUAUGGGUUCGAGGACCAACAAUCAUGUUAGGUUACAUUGGUGAUCCUGAGGCGAAUGCCGUCACUUUUGACUCAGAAGGGUGGUUAAAAACCGGUGAUCUAUGUUACUUUGAUGAAGAUGGCUUCCUCUAUAUUGUUGAUAGACUGAAAGAGAUGAUUAAAUACAAGGCUUAUCAGGUUGCACCGGCAGAACUGGAACAAGUUCUUCAUUCUUUACCAGAUGUUGUUGAGGCUGCAGUUGUUCCAUGUCCUGAUGAAAUUGCUGGACAAAUACCAAUGGCAUUUGUGGUAAGAAAACCUGGAAGCAAGCUCAGUGGAGAAGAUGUUAUCAAAUUUACUGCACAAUUGGUGGCACCAUAUAAGAAGAUAAGAAGAGUGGCAUUUAUAAAUUCCAUACCAAAAACACCGUCAGGGAAAAUUAUGAGAAGAGAUCUUGCCAAUCGUUUUUUCUCCAGUUCUACAUCAAAGUUAUGA
This is a messenger RNA of Dioscorea cayenensis subsp. rotundata (Guinea yam), 1623 nucleotides long. Its product is annotated as 4-coumarate--CoA ligase-like 7. The record is from RefSeq and is a predicted model, not a curated record. The coding region runs from base 1 to 1623 and encodes 540 amino acids. Lineage: Eukaryota; Viridiplantae; Streptophyta; Magnoliopsida; Dioscoreales; Dioscoreaceae. The transcript has 5 exons. Gene Ontology annotation, molecular function: CoA-ligase activity.